UUCUGGAUUCUACCGAAGAAGAUUAAGGAAGAUCUAUCAUUAUAUAGCCUUCUUCCUUACCAAUUUUAUAAUGAAAUGGAUGUUGAUAUAUGCUCCAAAAGGAAUAUGUCCUUAUUCAAGGCUUUGAAAAAAGGUAAACAUACACCUCAGUAUGCCAAGGAUAGGUCAUACAGAAGAGUUUUGAUUGACAAUCCAAAUAGCAUCAAAAAUAUUGUCAAUAAUGUGAAACCAUCUGUUGAAAAAAGCAAUUGUAAAUGUCUCUUCUUCAUAUGCUAUGUUAUGCAUCGCCUUCAAAAGCCAACAACUUCUUUGGAUAGUGGAUUUGAAAGAAGUGAUGAGAUAAAGCAAGUAGAGGUAAAGUAUGUUCAAAAGUUCUCAACAAGCUGUAGAAGAUAUCCAGCAUCUCCAAGAAACAGAAUUCUUCAGGCAUGUAAUUUCAGAGGUUCUGAAGAAGCUAGCGAAGUAGUGAUUGCUGUUUUAAAUUGCAUUCUUGGUAACAUAGUAGAAAUACCUUAUUAUAAAAAUAAAAAAUUGCCAAGCACAACAAGAAAAAGGAAAUUCCACCUGAUUUCAAAGAGAAACAACAGGAAGAAUGCAGAAGAGAGUGAUGGUGAUGAAGCAGAUGCCUCUGACUCUAGUAUACAGGUUGAUAUUAUGGAGAGUAGAAAACUUCAAAAUGUAGCUUCCUCCAGUGAAUCGUUGUAUCAGUAUUUUUGUGGACAGUUGUUCAACUAUGGCACCUUCAAAUGGAGAGUUAAAUCAGCUACAAAGAAUGUUGUUGUCAUGAAUGAUUACGAUUGUAACACUGGUGAAUUUAUGCAUUUUGAAUAUGUUCAUGUAUUUUCAACUACCACAAGUACUGGUCCAACCUAUUAUUGCAAUUGCAAAAUAUUUUCUGUAUCUCAAACCUGUGUUGAAGCUCCAGAAAGAUUUGAUGUUAGGUGGCUGGGUGUUUCUUGUUUACAUGUGCGAUUGCUUGCCAGUGUUGUUUCACUUCUCCCAUCUUCUGAUCAUAUUCCAGAGCCUGUGAGUGCUGAUGUCAGCCUUGUGAAUAUGUCAGUUAUUAAUGAUGGCUUAAAGUGCUCAGAAACAGUUGUUGAGGAACUUCCUGCUAAAUUAAAUGUUCGCAAAUUCUCGAUCACCCAUGAAGAUUCUGCUGCAAUUGUAUCUAUUUUCAAAGUGUCUGGAACAAAUACAAAAGUUGUUUAAUGCAAAAAUUCGUUAUGUGUUAUUGACAAAGGAUCAAAAAGGUCAAUCAAAAACAUAACCACUGCUUUUGACUUAUGUCCUCAUUUGGUGUCAUUUCGAGACUUCUAUUUGACCAAUAAUGAAUCUGAUGACGUUGAUGAUAUCAGUGAUGAAGAUAGUAAUAAUGCUAAUUUUCUUCCUGAUAAUAAGCAAAACUGGUCAUGCAUUCAAAAUAUGGAAACUAGAACAUAUUUAUGACAGCCCAGCCUUAUUUGAACUGGUAUACUAUAAUAGAACACAGCAUCCCUUUAUGGUGCUACUUAAAAUUGGCAGAAAAAAGGAAUACCUUUAUCACGGAAUCCCUGAUUUGUAGGCUUGGUCCAACUGGCAAAUACACUUGUUUAGAGAACAAGAAUUUUUGAGCAUCUUAUAGACGGUUUCCUUUGUGUACAUUUCCAACAUCAGGGUGUUUUGGAAAAAAAUGGAAACGAUACGUGAAACGAGGCCAUCUUCAGUCCAUUUAUCCAUACAAAGGCAUUGGUAAUACUAUAAAUGGAUUCAAAUAAAUCACAAGGCAUCAAUCUGCUCCAACGAUGUUUCUGUGAGAAGAAAUCCAUACAAAAGAUCUCUGUCUGGUCCAAGCUUAAGCAUUUUUUCCCUGCCAGGCAGAUGUCAGAGUCAAAAAAGCUAAACACUAAAAGUAAACGAAUAACAUCAAAUACUGCAACACAGAUAGGCAACUACAUACUUUUUAAAAAUGUUAAUUUUUACGUACAGAUACGGUAAGCUAGCUAUUAUAGCUAGCUACCACACAUCCCGCAAUGCCAUUUAAAAAAUAUGUAUAUAUUUUUCAUAGCUAUAUAUUCUAAAGUUUAUCUGUCUAUUGUUAUCAAGUCAACAGAAAGUCAAAACAUUAAAUACGAUGAAGAAAUUUAGGAGUGUUGAUGUUUGGAGGAAAUACCCUGGCUGGCUUCUGUGCAUGAUAAAAAAUAAUUUGCAUACAGCUUAUAGUAAAUACUGCAGGGUAGCUAAACUUAACAAUGAUGGAGAAGAACCCUUAAGAAUAAUACCUGGCACAUUUCCCUUGCUAUAUUACCAAAAUUUUCGUCAAAAAUGCUAGACGGGAAGCAACUGUGUGCAAACAGAGCGGCCAUUAUGAGACAAAUAAA
Messenger RNA from Hydractinia symbiolongicarpus, 2357 nucleotides. RefSeq lists its product as uncharacterized. NCBI's taxonomy places the organism in Eukaryota, Metazoa, Cnidaria, Hydrozoa, Anthoathecata, Hydractiniidae. The record is from RefSeq and is a predicted model, not a curated record. Bases 76 to 1209 code for a protein of 377 amino acids. The transcript has 6 exons.